Dentiscutata heterogama is the source of this 1499-nucleotide messenger RNA. The record is from the annotation of a GenBank genome assembly. Lineage: Eukaryota; Fungi; Glomeromycota; Glomeromycetes; Diversisporales; Gigasporaceae.
CUGAAAAAAACCCCGAUGCAGUGUAUCCUGAUGGACGUUAUGCAUUUUCGUCAGAAUAUGAUUUAACUACGGGCAAGAGUCGUACUCUUAAUUUAAAAACGAACACUUUCUGUUCGGCAGGGUCUUUCUUCGAAAAUGGUACUUUGAUUGAAUCUGGCGGCGCUGAAGAUACUUUUGGCGCACAGAAAGGUUUCCAGUCUGUUCGUUUAUUCACCUCAUGUGAUAAUGAUAAUUGUGAUUGGUUAGAGUUUCCAGCAUAUAUGAAAUCAUCAAGAUGGUAUAACACUAUGGUAACGCUUCCUGAUGGUAGAGUUUUCAAUAUUGGUGGAUCAACAGAAGCCAUAAGUAUUAAUGACUAUUGGGUCAACAAUCCUACAUAUGAAUUUUUUCCAAAAGAAUCUAAUAGUUCUAGUAGUGUAAAGUUUCAAUUUCUUGUAGACACGUUGCCAUACAAUCUAUAUCCAUCAGUAUUUGUGCUUCCCGGUCCACCAAAUCAAACUUGGCUGUACAUAUCAGCAAACAAGAAAGCCAUAAUUUGGGAUUAUGUUGCACAAAAAAUUGUUAAAACCUUGCCAGAUAUUCCUGGUGGCCCACGCACGUAUCCGGUUACCGGUACUAUAUUUCUUUUACCAUUACACUACGAAGAUAAUUAUACUGCUGAAAUUGUCGCUUGUGGUGGAUCUGCUGAACAAAAACCUGAUUCUAAAAGUGAAAAUGAUUGCGCAAGACUUAAUUUAGCCCUACCUAAUUCUAAUUGGACUUUAGAACCUUUUGGUGAUUUCGGUACUGGACGUUUGAUGGGUGAUUACAUUCAUAUGCCUGAUGGAAAAGUGCUUAUCGUAAAUGGUGCUGGUAUGGGUUAUGCUGGUUGGGAUAAAGGUGACAUUACCAAUAGACAACAUGUUGCAAGGUUACCUCAAAAAAUACCAUUACUUUAUGAUCCAAAAGCCCCUAAUGGUUCUCGUUUCACCAGGAUGGCCGAAGCAAAGUAUGUUCGUGUUUACCAUUCAACUGCAACUUUAAUCCCGGAUGGUACAGUUUUUAUCGCUGGUAGUAACCCAAAUCCUGCGUAUUGUGUUACCUGUGAAUAUCCUACAGAAUAUCGCGUGGAAAUUUUUACUCCUCCAUAUCUUUUAAAUGGCACCCCUCGGCCUAUCAUCAGAAAUAUCGCGGGUACGACAGUCUUCAACUCGCUAAUACCAAUUCAAACGACGUAUGGUGAGAUAGUCACCAUAUUAAUCGAUCUGAAUGAUCCCAAUGCAAAAAUUACUGCUGCUUUAAUUCAUCAUGGUUUCGUUACACAUUCUCAACACAUGUCUGCUAGAUAUGUGAGCUUACAAAUUCAAAACCAAAUACCAAUCCCAUCAGGAUACGCCGUUGACGUCUCUUUACCACCACAUCCUAAUAUUAUGCCACCAGGGCGGCAUCUUUAUAUUUAUAUUUUAAAUAAGGGAACGCCAGCUAAUACUGCUAUUGAAAUUAAUCUCAAGAGAUCUUAA